This is a messenger RNA of Lotus japonicus, 495 nucleotides long. RefSeq lists its product as uncharacterized. The coding region runs from base 1 to 495 and encodes 164 amino acids. NCBI's taxonomy places the organism in Eukaryota, Viridiplantae, Streptophyta, Magnoliopsida, Fabales, Fabaceae. The record is from RefSeq and is a predicted model, not a curated record. The transcript has a single exon.
AUGAAGGUUGAUUCUAGAGAUUAUUGCAAUGGUAUUGUGCAUUGGUACAAUCCUGGUGAUGUUUCAAUGUAUUUUGAUGUGUAUGAACAAUGCUUUAAGCCAGUACCUGAACCAACAUUUAGUGAUGCCUGCAUUGUUAAGCAUUUUGGGGAGUUCAAAGGGAAUUUACAUUUGGUGUUGACUAAGGGCGAUAACAAGUUGGAUUUUGAUGUUUUCAAGCUAAAGGAAGAUUACUCAAGUUGGGUUCUGAUAUACCAUGUGGAUUUGAAUCUUGGAAGGGAUGAAUUUUUUAUCAGCUUUCAAUAUCAUAUAGUAUGUGUUGUCCUUGAAGGAAAUGAAGAAGAUUGGAUGAUUGUGUUCUCUGUGGGUUCCAAAAUGGUGUCAUAUAAUCUAAAGGAUCAUGCUUCAAGGGUAGUCCAUGAAGUAGGUUUUAUGAGAGAAGACAGGGUGGGGAAAUCAUUUCAUUUGUACAUUGAGACUAUAUGUAAUGUCUAG